This is a messenger RNA of Opisthocomus hoazin, 1662 nucleotides long. Lineage: Eukaryota; Metazoa; Chordata; Aves; Opisthocomiformes; Opisthocomidae. The record is from RefSeq and is a predicted model, not a curated record.
AUGGCCAAAGUUAGAGAUACAAGUGAAUGUUUUGUCUUUGAUGCUUAUGCCAUCUUCCUUAUUGUGCUGAUAUGCCUUAUCUUCAGUGUGCUUUCUACAAUUGAACAGUAUGCAGCUCUCGCUACAGGGACGUUAUUUUGGAUGGAAAUUGUAUUAGUGGUAUUCUUUGGAACAGAAUAUGUAGUUCGGUUAUGGUCAGCAGGAUGCCGCAGUAAAUAUGUUGGAAUAUGGGGAAGGCUUCGUUUUGCUAGGAAACCUAUUUCAAUCAUCGAUUUAAUUGUAGUUGUUGCUUCCAUGAUAGUUCUUUGCGUGGGCUCUAAAGGUCAAGUCUUUGCAACCUCAGCUAUCAGGGGCAUCCGUUUUCUGCAGAUUUUACGAAUGCUGCAUGUUGACCGUCAGGGUGGUACCUGGAGGCUGCUGGGAUCAGUAGUGUUCAUUCACAGACAAGAACUGAUAACUACACUCUACAUUGGAUUUCUGGGCCUGAUUUUUUCCUCGUAUUUUGUGUACCUGGCUGAAAAAGAUGCGGUGAAUGAUUCUGGAGAAACAGAGUUUGGCAGCUAUGCAGAUGCCUUGUGGUGGGGAGUAGUGACUGUUACAACGAUUGGCUAUGGGGAUAAAGUGCCUCAGACCUGGAUAGGAAAGACCAUUGCAUCUUGUUUCUCAGUAUUCGCCAUUUCGUUUUUUGCACUGCCUGCGGGGAUUCUUGGUUCAGGCUUUGCCCUAAAGGUACAACAGAAACAAAGACAGAAGCAUUUCAACCGUCAAAUUCCAGCUGCUGCCUCUCUCAUACAGACUGCAUGGAGAUGCUAUGCAGCAGAAAACCCAGACUCUUCUACAUGGAAAAUAUACAUUCGAAAAGCUGCCAGAAAUUAUCAUUUGCUGUCACCCAGUCCAAAACCAAAGAAAUCAGUGAUGGUUAAAAAGAAGAAAUUUAAGUUAGACAAGGACAAUGGGCCCUCUUCUCCAGAUAGGAUGUUAACUGUUCCACACAUCACUUAUGACCAUGUGACAGAGGACAGGAAAACUGAUUUCAGUUUUGAAGCAUACGAAAAUUCUGUGAAAAAAAGCCCGACAUUUUUAGAUGUGAACACAGGACCCUUCAUCAGGACCAGCAGCUUUGCCGAUGAGCUUGACCUGGAGGGUGAGACACUGUUGACCCCAAUAACUCACAUCUCACAGCUGCGAGAACACCACCGUGCUGCAAUUAAGGUGAUUCGUAGGAUGCAGUAUUUUGUGGCUAAGAAAAAGUUUCAGCAAGCUAGAAAGCCCUAUGAUGUCCGAGAUGUUAUUGAGCAGUAUUCUCAGGGCCACCUCAACCUGAUGGUGCGAAUCAAGGAGUUACAGAGGAGGUUGGACCAAUCCAUAGGGAAGCCAUCUCUUUUUAUCACCGUCUCAGAAAAAAGCAAGGAUCGAGGGAAUAACACGAUUGGUGCCAGGCUGAACAGAGUGGAGGACAAGGUUACACAAAUGGACCAGAAACUGAACCUCAUUACAGAUAUGCUGCAUCAUCUGGUUUCCCGUCAGCAGGGGGAUCAAGGGAACAACAGAUCACCUCAGAGAGGCAACAAUGUCAAUUCGGAUCUUUUCCUCCCUAAUAACACUCUGCCAACCUACGAGCAACUCACAGUACCGAGAAUAAACGAAGAUGAUAUAUCCUGA